GACUGCUCAAAAGACAGUUCUGAAGAGUCGGAGAAAAUCAUAAAAAAGUGUAAGCAUGGUGAGAGGCCACACCAAAGUUUUCAUCAUUUCGGGGAAUCAUUACGAAAAGAUGACAAUGUGGAAGAGAAGCACGACGAGGAAGAUGAGGCGGUGAUGGACUUUAGAGCUAAUUUACCGCUGGGGAAAGUGAGAGAGGUCAAGGAGAGGUUGGGCCUAAAGUUAUUCAACAAGGCUUAUUUUGGCACACAUAAAUGUGAAGAAAAGGAAGAAAAUGGGAGGAUGGAACCAGGAAACUUGAACAAGCAUCUUGGUCAACAUCGUCCAAAAGAGAUAACAUCGAGGAAACCUGUAUCCAUAUUCCGGCCAGUAUACCAAAACAUGAAGACUAUUAAGAAGAAACGGGAUCCGCGAUUCGACUCCCGAGCUGGGUUAUAUAAAGAGAGAUGCUUCGAGGACAAUUACAGUUUUCUUGAUGAUUUGAGAAAGUACGAAAGAGAAGUAACUAAACGUGAAGAAUUCGGAGACAUGGAGGUGGCCGCGAAGAUUCUUCGUCGAAUGGAUAAUCGUGAAAAGACCAAGGCGGACCGAAAAUUAAAACAGAGGACUUAUCAGGAACUACGACAAGAAAAUAUUGAUAGAAUGAUGCGCGGAGAGCGGCCAGUCUUCAAGACUAAAGCGGAAGUGAAAAUGAUUAAUAUGGAAAAGAAGUUCGACCAACUCAAAAAGGAAGGAAAAUUGGAUCAAUAUAUGAAGAGAAAGGCAAAAAAGGAGGCACGUAAAGAAGCUAGAAAGAAGCUAUCGUUCGAAGAGAAAUACGGAUAUCACUAA
Messenger RNA from Angiostrongylus costaricensis, 828 nucleotides. The record is from the annotation of a GenBank genome assembly. Lineage: Eukaryota; Metazoa; Nematoda; Chromadorea; Rhabditida; Metastrongylidae.